Messenger RNA from Anneissia japonica, 7111 nucleotides. RefSeq lists its product as uncharacterized. NCBI's taxonomy places the organism in Eukaryota, Metazoa, Echinodermata, Crinoidea, Comatulida, Comatulidae. The record is from RefSeq and is a predicted model, not a curated record. Gene Ontology annotation, molecular function: protein binding. The transcript has 27 exons. The coding region runs from base 241 to 5457 and encodes 1738 amino acids.
UACAGUCCACAUAACCAUUUCCUAUAUGGUAACCGAGCACAAACUUACUUAAAAACAGAGAAGUUUCAAGAAGCAUUGUGGGAUAGCCGUCGAGCUUUGGUUCUAGAAUCAAAUUGGGCUAAAGGCUGCUAUCGAUAUGCACAAGCCUUUUUUGAGUUGGAUUUUCAUGAACGUGCUAUUCGUGAGAAUGAAUCUGGGCUAAAAUUUGCCGAAGAGCCUAAUGAAAGAAGAGACCUGCUAAUGCAAAAGAAGAAGUUUUAUGAUUUUAAAAAUGAUUUAGAAAAAGGGAAAAAAGUUUUUUAUGAUGAUGAUGAUGUACCUGAGUUAGUUGAGCAGGGGGGAUCAAGCGAUGAAUCUGGUAGCGAGAGGUCAGACUCCGAAUCUAUGCCGGAUCUAGUUUCCGACGGAUUAGACUCAUUUUCUGAUGAUGCUUCUGAAUCAGAAUUUAUUGAGACAACUCAAAAAUCUCUUAUUGGAAUAAGGAAAAAGAGAAGUCUAAGACUAAGCCAAAGACUAAGAGAGAAAAAGAAAAUUGAGAAACCUGAGAAAAAGAUGAAGACCAUAGAAAUUAAACUGAAGCUUAAUAGAAAAAAACCAGCAGAAGCCCCAUCUUUCAGUGUCACUCCAGUAAAUAUGGCUGAAAUGCAGGAGUUGGUGACCAAGCCUAAAUUGGAACCCAUUCCUAAGCCUGAUGUCAUCCCUGAGCCUGACCCCACUCCUAAACUAAGUAAUGCUGAAUUGAAAAGGGAACUUGCACUUGGAUCUAAAUACCAUUUGGAAAAGAAGGAGCAUGAGGCUUUUAUGCAAUACCAGAAGGCUGUUAAACUGAUACAUGACUGCCCGGUAAAAUAUGGUGGUAUGAAUGAAUUGGAAUAUGUGAGCUUCACAUACUGCUUUGGUCACAUUUGCCUUACUAGUAUAAAACUACAGGAGAUCCAGAAAUCUGAGCAACUAUUUGGAGGGAUAUUGAAGGACCAUGCCGACAUUUACUUCCCUCUUGCUUAUUACGGACUUGGAUGUUAUUUUCAAAAAAUUAACAGAUUUACAGAAGCAGUUGAACAACUUAAAAAGGGCGAGAAAUGCUUGAAUGAAUCUCCCGAACCACAACCUGUGAUAUUUUGGCCUGAGACUACUCAACCAGUUAAAGAAAGUGUUUCAGACUGUAUUUUGGAAUCAUUUGAAGAACUAAUUCAUGAUUGUAAAAAUCCACCGAAACCUUUAGCAGUUUGUCAUUUUCAAAAUUGUACAUAUUCUAAGCGUGACAUAUACUUGACAGAUAUUGACUUCAAAGGUUACGUACACAUUCUUUGCACAGAGGACUGUCGACUAGACUACCACAUUGGCUGUUGGAAACAUUGCAGAGUAGAUUUUUAUGACCGUACUCAUGAAAAGGAUAUUUUAAACAAGGCAUGUUGUACUCCAGACUGCCUUGGGACAAUCUUUACAAUAGCAACUUAUGGAAAUGAUGGCAAAGUGAGGUCAGAGGCCAAAGUUGAUGCCAAUUCUAAACCUAAACACCUUCAGAAAUCUGCACACCAACCCCAACCAGCUAUGUCAAAAUCUAAAAAGAAGAGACAGAAAAAGAAAUUAAAGAAACAUUCUGAGGAAGAAGAAGCAGCAGCCACUGGCACUGAAGUGACCAAUGACAAUUCAGAGUCUCAGACCAAAUCGAAGGAGAGUAAACCUAAAAAGGAAGCACACACAACUUCUGUAAUAGAGGAAACAUUGGAUGAGGAGGACGUGGGUGGUGGAGAAGAGUUGAAAAAGGAACAAAAGCAAGAAAUAUUUGAAAAACAAGAAGAUUAUCAAUUUGUCUUGAAGAAGGACGACAUUAAUGAAAACCAACAAACCAAUCUGAAAACUGUUAAGAAAAAGAAACAAAAGUUAAAGAAAGGCCUCGCUGAUUUUGAAUUUAAAUUUUCUGGUGAUGAAGAACGAAGAUUCUUGCGUCACGAAGAUGCUGAUGAAAAUGGCUACAUUGAUUUCAGCAAAUUUUUAAUGCCGUCUGUUGUGGAAGAUGAAAGCAGCGUUUCCUCUGACAGUGGCUCUGGAGAUGCCCAAGCUUUGUUGCUCGAAAAUGUGGAAAACAUUAAUGAAACUGUAUACAUGAUCUACUCGUAUUUUCAUGCUGUUUUAGAAAAAGAAGGACCUCUGCCAAUAAGUAGCAGAAUUCUUCUGGAUGAUUUCAAAUCCUUUCCACCUGAAGCACACAUUAUUGUAAAAGCUACUGGAGGUCUGGCUCAGUUCCUUUUGAAAUCUUUGAAGUUUGCAAUGUUUGAGGAUCACAUCUGCCUCUUAAAGCAUGCAGUCAGGUGCAAGGAAAUACUCGCCAGAAAGCAUGGUGAUGUUGUGGACACAGACUUUGAUCCAGUUGGUGCACCAUACCAUCAAUCGCCAGAACGGACUGUCAGAGACUUCCAGCCAUUACUGACCCCUUUUGACAUUCAGGACCUCAAUGUUCAUGGUUCAAAGCCCACUUUAAUUCAUCACAUGAAUAAAUAUAUAAAAUCACAAGAGACUGUAGAUGGUGUUGAUGAAAUCAAAAUAAAUGACCUCGAAUCAGAUGAAGAAAAGCUGUCAGACGAAUCAGAUGCAGAAUCCAGUGAAACGGAUGAAAAUGAGGAAUUAGAUGAAGAUGACAGCUCUGUUUCUCAAGAAGAUAAUCCAGAAAAGGAUGAAAAAGAAUAUUUAAAUCCUGAAAGUGGAUAUCAAGUUGGUAAAAUAGACAUUGGAGGGAUAACUGAUCCCAGAAAAGAAUCUUUAGUGGUUGAUUUUGAAGGUGAUGAAGAAUACAUUGAUGAUGAAAUAUUAGGGAAGGAACUUGAACUGGAAGGGUCUUAUGAUAUUGACCCUAAUGUGAAUGACCAUCUUGCAACUGAUAUGCAAUCUAUUCCUGACAAUGGAGAUGCUUUAAAUAUCGAGAGUAGCGUGCCUAAUCCAGUGCAGCAGGCUCCAGUUUAUUCAUCAAAUAAAGGUGAUGAACGCAAUGAUUCUGGAAUAGGCACUGUGUCACCCAAUGAUAUGGAACCAGUUAAUCAAUCUUCAAAUUCAAAAGAUGAUGAAAUAGAUGGCAAAUUUACAAGUGAUUCAAGUUCUAUUCUUCCACCAGAAAUACUAGAAGGCUUCUGUCUCAACAAGCCCACUCCUUUUGGACCAAUUAUAAAGUCUGAAUCAUAUGAAUCAUAUUCCAUAAGUAAUUCAAACGGGUCUGAAGAGAAUUCGGAUAUAGUAGACGAUAAAAAUGUUGAGGGAGAGAAGAUUUGGCAUCAAGGGUUUGAUUUAGUGACUGCUUUAGAGGCAGAUUUGGACUGGUUUACUCUGGAAAAGACUUCAAUUUUUGAUCCAGAAGAGAUUGAUGAUGUUAUACAAAUACCAGAAUAUGUUUGGAAGAUGACUCUUUCUAGUAUCAUUAAGCUCAAAGAUCAUUGUACUGCUAUUCAAAAAAAGAUAUCGCAUAUGAAGACGAAGUAUGUACAGUGCACCCCAAAAUCAAAGAAUAUUGGUCUCAAUACAACACCUUAUGAACCAUAUAAACAGGAAUAUUUAGAAAUGGUGGCUAAAAAUGAUAAUCUACAGGAGAUUUUAAAAGAUACGAUGACUAAAUAUACGUACUUGAAACAAAGUGGUGUAGCAGAAACUUCAAGCUUAAGAGAAGAAUUGAAAACCAUGAAAUUAGAGAACGAGGAAUUGUCUAAAAAACUGAACGAGAAAUUAGCUCUUGUAGAACAGAAUAAGAAGAAGUGGCAUACAGAACGGUCUUUGUAUAUUAGUGAAGGAAAGACUAAAGAUGAUAAGUUACAGACGCUAGAUGAGGAUAUACUAAAAAUGACAACUGAAAUGUCUAAAAAAGAUCACAAGCUUAACCAAAUGUCACAACACAUCUUAAAAGAAAGAGAAAAUUUUAAGGCUGAGAAGAAUAAAUUGAAGGAAAUGAUUGAGAUAAAUUCCCAAUCAUCUCAGGCCUUGAAAAACAGAGCUGAAGAGUCAGAGGUUAAACUAUUGCAGUCGAUAUGUACCAAUCAGUGUAAGACAUUAAUGGAUGUGAUCAAGGAGGCAGAGACCAAUCGAGAUAAGUUGGUCAACUCUGACCAAGGAGACACAAUGGAUGCUAUGAAAACUUGGCAGGAAACUGUCGGUGUAAAUACAAAGAAAGUUAGAGAAGUCAAGAGUAUCUAUGAUGGGUUGAUCCAAAAAGUCAAGUCGGGUACACCAUUGGAUAAAUUGCUACCAAUUGAAGAUGUUUUACCUUUUUGGCCUCCUCCACAAUCAGUCAGGCCUUCAAAAAAAGCAGUUUCGGCUGAUGUUGAUGCAGAUCAAGCAGGCAAUCCAAAGGGUCAAUUAAAGACUCCUGCUACCGCAACAGUGGCAUCAUCAAAUGCAGCCAGCCAGAAAAAUACCUGGUUAAGUGCCCAACAAAAUGAAGCCAGACGAAGAGAAGCAUCCUACAUGGCUUCCAACUCGCAUAAAAAAAAUACUACACAGAAGUUGUACGAAGGGUAUCAAGACAACUCUCAGUGGCAGCAGCAGCAUCUCCAGCAACAGCAGUAUCAACAGCAUCAACACCAGAAUCUGACUCAUGCAUCUCAAAAUAAUUUAACAACACAUAUGGCUGGACAAUUUACACAGAGCCAGCCUGCACAAGUUUACAGUAAUCCCUUAGGCAGGGGAGGAGGGAACCUCCACGCAAUGGCUCAAGGUGGUCCACCAGAUGUGCUCCACAGUGGGAUAUCUCACCCAAGUCAUACGGCAGCUUCUUACAGUGUUCCACAAAAGGCUGCUACACCUACUUCCUCUACAACACUUGAGAACAAGAAAAAUCCAACAGCGGCAUUUGCAAGUGCUGCAAAGCCUUUCGUGGUCCCAGAAAAGAGCCAAGCUAGUGUGCAGCAGCAAACACACAGUUUAGGAGCAAUGGCAGGAAACAAAGUUUCUGGACGAUACGUUGGCCCCAUUCCAGCUGCUCCACCACACCUUAAGAAAAGUUUUGAUAAGCUUAUCUACCAGCUGGGUGUUAUAUUUGACAAUCGAUAUACAAAAGGACAGUUGGCGAUGUUUUUAAACAAGGUCCGUGAAGCUAAUGGUGGCUCUUUAUCUGGACUGCCUGCCAAGGAUAUUAUUGAUCGAGUUGUGAAACUGGUUCUGAAGAGGGAGGAAGAUCAUCCUGUAAAUCAACCAGCUAAGCAGGCUUAUCCAAAGAAGUUGCCACCUGGUAUAAGUACAGCAAGGGAACCUGGGACAUGGAAGACAAUGCCAAUAAAGCAAACAAAGAUUUUGAAUUUGGAAGAGGAAGACCCAUGUGUGAUAUGCCAUGAGGAAAUGCCAAUGAAGCCGGUCAGCAAGUUGGAAUGCCAGCACGUGUUCCACACGGACUGUAUUCAGCGAUGGAUGAACGAGCAGAAGACAUGUCCCACGUGCCGAGAGUUUGUCCUCCUUCCUGAUGACUACCCAUCACUUUAAUUGUAUAGUUUUAAGAAUUCUACUUUUUAAUCUGAAGUUGUUUUGAGACCUACCCUUAUCUGACAAAUUUGGCGGCUAAUGUUGGUGUUGGUAUUGUUGUUUCUCCAAUGAAUCAGUGAUAAGGGUGUUUAGUUAGAUUGAGUUAAAUAUAGAUCAUAAUUAAUAAAACAUGGCUGUGGAUUACUUAUAUUAAUAAUAAUAAUUUUGAUACUGAUUGAAGAAAUGAUUAAUAACAAUACUGUACAUCUUAACCAAAAAAAAGUAGAAAUAAUGACUAAUUAAUAAUAGUAAUUAUAAUAAUUUGUAAAUUUGAGCAAUUACAGACAAGAAGUGUUUUAGGCUGUGAGUCACAAAUGCCAUAAUGAAUUUGAUACUCUUUGUAAACAGGGGCAGCGAUUCCAAAUAAACUCAGUCUGGGGCCACAUUCCCUGCUUAAGAAAAGUUCACAAUAGAUUUUGGACUUAAGUGGGGGAGACACAGGUACGUUGAUGCAUUUUCUGAAGUUAAGUGGGUUAGUGAUAUUGGUGCGAUAUUAGGGAGCUAUACUAGUUAAGUGCAUUAUUGCCAUAAGUGUGAUGAUAAAAGUGUAUACAAGAGCAAACAUCUUAAUACCUUACACUUUGAAUUGAUUGGAGAUGCUUCAAUGUUCAACUUGGCCAGCAUAGCAAUCACCCUGUCUACAGAGGGUAGGAGGUGAAUGAAACUACUGUAUUUAAGGUGGUAUGGGUUUAGGAUUUGAUCAAGUAUGUACUUGUUUGUAGUCGUAAUUGUGAAAGUAGUUUUGUAAGCCUACAUGAAAGAAGAUAUUCAAUCAGUUUGAAGUGAACCGAAGUUGUGGUUUUACACUUCAUAUAAUUUGACUGUUUUACUGCUCAUUUCUCAACCCUAUUUCAAGAGUGUUUUUUGGAAAUGGAGUGGUCUCCCAAACCUUUUGUGAGUAAGCAAAAAUAUUCCGCAAACUGACUGACUUCUGCAAAUUCACAAGUUUAGUUUGUUUUGUCAGCUGGUCGUAGGUUACACACUGUAUCAAAUAGAAUAAGAUGUGUUAAUGAAAGUCAAUUAAACUAGGUCGCCCAGAAUUGGCGGCUUCCGACAUGAAUUGCUUGCUAUUUUUAAAUGAGUAACACCUAUUCAUGGGCAUGGGCUGGGUUUAUUAGGUGGGGAGAGGGUGCUGAUGUACUCAGUGGGUUAAAAUGCUAAAAAUGACCAAUUCGUUUUCAUUGGGAUAGAGAAUUAGUUAUGCAUUCCUAAAUCUCUCCCCCACCCCCAGGUCAAAACCUGGCUAGGCCCCUGCUAUUGGUGUGUAAAUUGUUUAACAGGAGAGCUACGCUACUUGCUUGGAAGAUGUUAACGAAAAAAAAAAUAUUGAUACCAGUUAGUGAGAAUUUUAAUUAUAUGUAGUACAUUAUCCUAAACUGUACUAUACUGUGCCAUCCUCCAAGCAAUGUUUUGCUUGAAGGAUCAGACCUAAAGCCUUUCUGACUUAUUGUUUCCUGCACACACAAUGAAUGAGUAAUCAUACAUUUUUAUUUUUAUUAAGAAGUUCUAUUUUGCUCCAUAUUAUUGUUAUUUUGAAUUUGUGAACCCAUAUUACUAUUUGGCGUGUUCUGAUAUUGUAUUCAUUGUGUGAAACAAUAAAAUGAAACUGAAAAAA